This is a messenger RNA of Myotis myotis, 511 nucleotides long. RefSeq names its product interferon-induced transmembrane protein 1-like. The record is from RefSeq and is a predicted model, not a curated record. The coding region runs from base 1 to 378 and encodes 125 amino acids. Gene Ontology annotation, cellular component: plasma membrane. The transcript is spliced from 2 exons. Gene Ontology annotation, biological process: host-mediated suppression of symbiont invasion; negative regulation of viral genome replication; response to interferon-alpha. NCBI's taxonomy places the organism in Eukaryota, Metazoa, Chordata, Mammalia, Chiroptera, Vespertilionidae.
AUGUUCAGGGAGCAACAUGAGGUGACCAACCUGGGGUAUCCCCAGAACCCAGGGCCCGUGAGGUCCACCGUGGUCCAGGUCCAGGCUGACACCGUGGUGCCCGACCACAUCGUCUGGUCCCUGUUCAACACCCUCUUCUUCAACUACUGCUGCCUGGGCUUCGUGGCCUUCGCCUACUCCGUGAAGUCUAGGGACCGGAAGAUGGUGGGAGACGUGAUUGGGGCCCAGAGCCAUGCGUCCACCGCCAAGUGCCUGAAUAUCGUAGCCCUGGUCUUGGGCGUCCUUCUGACCAUCGGACUCAUUGUUCUCCUGGCCUUUAUGUUCCCGCCAUACUUUCAUGCAGUGCAGCAGGGCAUGCGGAAUGGUAGAGGCUUCUAGUCGCCGCCAUGGCAGGUGGCCGAUCCUCCCCACCCCCUGCUGGCCCUCCUGGGCGCCCACCCCUUCCCCCUGCACCUGUUGUGCACACACCUGUCUGCAGCUGAGCUCAAUAAAGUGCACCUGUGUGUGACAA